AGCUUGGCUCACGAGUCCGGCGGCACCGACUUGUCUUCCUCAGCCCGUUUGAAACCCGUACGUCGCCAUGGGGAGUGGUGCAUCAGCGGAGGCAAAGUCCAGCGGGUCUGAGAUGAUGGGCGACAAGCUGCACAAGACUGCCGCAGGCGAGGAAGUGACCAUGGAAGCCGCCAUGGAGGGCAAAAAGGUCAUCGGCUUCUACUUCUCAGCCCACUGGUGUCCUCCCUGCCGCGGCUUUACUCCAGUGCUGGCAGAAGCUUACACCAAGUCACUGAAGGACAAGGGCAUGGAGAUCAUCUUUUGCUCCUCCGACCGUGAUGAAGCCAGCUUCAAGGAGUACUUUGGGGAGAUGCCGUGGCUGGCCCUUCCGUUCAGCGACCGGAAGAGGAAGGAGGCGCUGUCCAGGAAGUUCAAGGUCUCCGGCAUCCCCACGCUGGUCUUGGUGAACGCAGAGGACGGCACGCUGAUCACUGAGGACGGGCGCACGAAGGUGAUGAAGGACCCGGAAGGUGCCAACUUCCCCUGGAUCCCCAAGACCUUCAAGGAGGCGUUGGGCGAGAAGUUCACCAAAGGAUCGGCCACCGUGGGCAAAGAGGCCAUUGAAGGCAAGACCUUGGGCCUGUACUUCUCCGCGCACUGGUGUGGACCCUGCCGCGCCUUCACGCCCAAGCUGGCCAAGUGGUACUCCGACAUCAAGAAGGAGCUGGGCGACAAGUUUGAGAUUGUCUUCUGCAGCUCCGACCACAGCGAAAUUAGCCAAAUGGAGUACUAUAAGAGUCACUGCGAUGCUGGUGGAGACUGGUUGGCGCUGCCCUUCGACAAGAAGGACGACUUGGACGAGAUCUACAAAGUGAAUGGAAUCCCCACCUUCAUAAUUGUGGAUGCGGAGGGCAAUGUUGUCAACUCCAACGGCCGUGGCAUUGUGGGUGCACCAGCAAGCCAAUUCCCAUGGAAGCCGCCGGCGAUUGGCAGCCUGGAAGAUCCAGAGGGCAUCAACGACACACCGUCCAUGUGCCUGAUGCUUGAGAGCUGCGAGCCGGCGGUCCAGGAGAGGAUUUUGAAGGCGGUGGAGCCCAUCGCGGAGAAGCUCCGGGAUUCCAAGGAGAUGAUCUUCUUCGCCUCCAAGGACCCAAGCAGCGUCUCCACACAGAUCCGCGCGAUGUGCGGCCUCGAGAGCGUGACCCAGGUGGACAAGAAGGGCCGCACUGUGGAAGAGGAACGCCCCUCGAGCGUCUCCAGCUCCCGAGGACCUCCGAAGAUUCUGCGCACGAUGUCGAGCGACACUCCCACGCUGAUCCUUUUGGACUGCCCAGAUAACGGCGCCUUCUACGUGGGGAAGAUGGCCAAGGAGCUGGACGGCAGUGGAGUUCAGGCCAUGAUCGACGGCUGGAAGGGCAAGACCCUCACGCGGCAGCAGCUGUCCAAGUGAGUGAAGGAGCCCUAGUGGCAAAGGUGGCAAAGGCCCCUGAGCCCCAAAUCCGUUUGAAUUGUCCGGCAGGGUGGAGGCACUGGCCGUUGU
This is a messenger RNA of Effrenium voratum, 1519 nucleotides long. NCBI's taxonomy places the organism in Eukaryota, Dinophyceae, Suessiales, Symbiodiniaceae. The record is from the annotation of a GenBank genome assembly.